Sebastes umbrosus (honeycomb rockfish) is the source of this 3568-nucleotide messenger RNA. Its product is annotated as interleukin-6 receptor subunit beta. Gene Ontology annotation, cellular component: external side of plasma membrane. The coding region runs from base 260 to 2536 and encodes 758 amino acids. NCBI's taxonomy places the organism in Eukaryota, Metazoa, Chordata, Actinopteri, Perciformes, Sebastidae. The transcript is spliced from 15 exons. Gene Ontology annotation, biological process: cytokine-mediated signaling pathway. The record is from RefSeq and is a predicted model, not a curated record. Gene Ontology annotation, molecular function: cytokine receptor activity; protein binding.
UUUUGCGAGGGAGUGGCGUGUAGGUGGCCGUCACUGUGGGUGUCACUAACAGGCGUGGAGCAACUUCCUGAUCACAAUCUGCUCAGUCUGAGUUCCUCUGCUGCUUUCUCAUCCACCGCUCACAUCCUUUAACACAUCAGAGUUAAGAAUGAACACAUAUCUCUGUUAGUCUUUGGUUCAGUUAAAUGAAACGCAGCAUGUGUGGAAGGUUUCUGGAUGUUUACAAUGAGCUGAUCUUUGUCAUUUUUGACCAGUUAAGAUGGACAUUUGGGCUCCUAAGCUGCACCCUGCUGCGUGGACGGUGAUGAGUCUCCUCUGCGUGUAUUCUCAUGAGGUGACGGUGAGGGGCUCUGAUCUGAAGCUGUGUGACGAGGACCAGCGAGUGUGUGUGACUGACCUCAGAGACUGUGGCCCUCGACCUCCUGCGUCCAUACAGAAGACCCUGGACAUGUCCUGUUGCUACCAGAUGUCCCAGAGAUCCAUGACGUGUGAGUGGAGUCGGGAGUCAAACAGCCACACUGAGCCCGACGUCUCCCUCCUCUUCAGCAGCGGAGAUAAAAUCUUCUCCUGUCAGGGAAUCUUCAACCCGUUAGCCGUCCUCAGCGUAACAGCCAGGAUCAAAAACUACAUGAUGGGGACGGACACCUGGUCCCGCCCUCACACCGUGGUUCUCUAUGAUGCAGUCAAACCCUCUCAGCCUGUCCUAGCUGUACUCAACUCCACUGAGGACUCGGUCGUUGUUUCCUGGAGAAGCAGCGGUGACGGCGACUGCCGGCUUCGCUACCGAGUCGACAACACUCACAUAUGGAGCCAGGCUCCAGAUUCUGUCCGUGCACAUCGCUAUCAGACGCUGACCUACACAAUCAAAGACCUCCUGACGUUUACCGUCUACAGAGCUGCUGUGGCCUGCAGAGAGGAGUCCGGCAUCUGGAGCGACUGGAGCUCUGACGUCAGCGCGAGGACGCUGGACAGGGUGCCGUCCAGGCCUCCAGAGGUGUGUUACAGAGUGGAGAAAACAGACUCUGGUGGAUCUUUUCUCCUUCAUCUCAUGUGGAAGGACCUUGACCUCCGUGAUGCCGGAGGUCGUAUCCUUGGAUACCAGGUGAGCUACGAGCCGGUGAAGAAGCUGCGGGACAGAUUCAUUCAAAACUUCACAGAGGUGACGGCGCUGCUGGUGGUGGCGGCAGCGGAGGGGAACUUCAGCGUCACGGUGGCGGCCUUCAACACGGCCGGCUACGGACCUGCUGCACGUCUCAGUGUUGACACACAAAGACCGAACGCUCUCCCGCCGGUCAGACACUUGUGGGUCUCCAGUUCUUUCCCGGCUCUGAGAGGCCUCCAGGUCCAGUGGGAGAACCCCACAGCCCCGUCCUCCGUCCCGCCCGUCACUCAUCUCGCCGUUCAGUGGCGCUCCGAGACUCGUCCAUCCUCCAGUGGCUGGACCACAGUGGACAACGCCACCACCUCCACCGUCAUACCAGACGUUGACCCUGAUGAGUCCUACCUGAUCAGUGUGAUUCCCGUCUACAACCAGCAGUGUGGAUCUCCUCAGUCGCUGCCUGCCAGUCUGCAGCAGGGAGCUCUGAUGGAGGCGGUCCAACUGAAGGUGGUGGGCGUGACCAAAACCACGGUGACGAUGGCGUGGGCGUGGCAAAGGAGGGCUGGACCAAUCAGAGUGAACAGAUACAGCGUGAGGCUGAGGGAAGACUCGGAGAGACGUACUCUGUCUUUGUGGCCCGACCAAAAGACAGAGCACACCUUCCUCGACCUGAACCCCGACACUGAGUAUUCUCUUCUCCUAUUGGCUGACGAAGUUUCCAGAAGCAUCAUCCCCGUGAGGACACAUUUUGAUGAGGUGCCGGCAGUGGCAGCAGCGACUCCUCUGCUGCUGCUGGCCGUCUCUGUGUUCAUCAUCUCCAUCCUGUCCAGGACUCUGUACAAGUCGUACUUCUUCCCGCACAUCUCCAGCCCUCGGGGCAGUACGACAGGCCAGUGGCUGAUGGAGCCGAACCACCAGAAAACUGCAGAGAUAAACAUCCUGGACAUGGAGGACUUCCAGGUGACGGAUGUACUCGGAGAGAAGAGUCUCAUCACGGUCGGUCCAAAGCCCCGGCCCUCCUCAGAAGAGGACCUAAACGAAGACACCUCUCUGCUGUUGAUGAGCCGCCUCAGCAAACUAUCGGCCCUCGAACUGGACCCGGAGUACAUUUCUGAUGCUCCAGUAAUCACAGAGCGCACGCUGGUUUCUCUCCAGUCCUACCACGCCGACUACGGAGUGAACUGCCGACAUCCCGAUGAAGUUUUCUUACCCGAGGAGAGCCGAGAUGUUGCUCUGCUGCAUGAAGCCAGCAGCUGCUUUCCUCAGAAAGAGGAGGAGCACAGAAAGGUCGACUUGUCCGAGACGUCUUAUCAGAAAGAAACCGCUGUGAAAUGUCCUUUUCUCGAAUUAAUGGCGAACAGUCACUGUGUUUAUCAGAUGACCUGUGAGGCCGAGUAUGUGGCAAACUCGUCCUUUGUGGGCGAAACGGAUGUGUGAACAGUGAGUGGACUGAUCGACUUCAUCUGAUCUGUGAGACUGAUUAUACAGCAAACAGCUGCUUAACUGUAACAACUUCAGAUGAAGAGUGAAUCAACAACUUCUGUGUUGCAUGCUGGGUCAAAAGGUCAAACACCUUUAGCUAUUCUUACUGUAUCCUCACCACUGGAGGGGCAAAACGUAUUGCUUUGGCUGGUAGGUGGCACCUACAUGAAAAGAGUUUAUUAUCUGAUCGGUGGCCAUUUGAUGAAUCCUCAGAUGCAGGCUUAGCGGGCGUUCAGACUGAAACCAGACCUGCGUUAAAACAUUCGUUGCUUCAGGUACUAGCGAGACGCGAAAGUGUGAGUUUGAAGGUUUGUUUCAGACGCCAAAACACUGCACAGUGGUUUGCAAUAUUUGAUCUACCAUCACGAGGUAAACAGUAGAAAUACGGCUUGAUAAUGACACUUGAUAAUAAAGUGUUUUAAGAUUGUUAAUAUUUGUUUCUCUGCAGAGCAUCAGUCGGUCAUUAGCUGCUCUUGCUGUGGGACUGUUUUUGGUUUGCGUUUGUUUUGCUUUAGGGUUUAUUUGCUGUCUAGUCCGCCCUGGCAAGUGAGCCGAUAGCGGGCAGAAAGAUCUGGGUAUUGCCCUUUGGGGGCGGACUAGUUUCUUUUCUUUAUUUUUGUUGUUUGUUUUUGUUUGUUUUGUUUGUCAAUCUGCCUGCUUCCCCACAGUGUAUAACCUCACUCAGGUGGAAUCCCAGUCAGACAGCCAGGGCAGGCUUAAGGUGUGGGGUGGGUUUCAAAUCGUUUGCAGUGAAAUCAAUCACGUGUGACUUAUAAAUGUGUGAAUUCACUUAGCGUGUUAACGCCUUUAUUUGCAGUGUAUACCAGUGUGUAAUUCAGCUCUGCCCUGUUAAUGUAGCUGGGGUUUAAACAGUGUAUAGGUUACAGUGGGGAAUAUGAAUUGUAAAGUUAAAUUUCUGUAAUUAAAACUUCUGCUCUUUAAAGUUACUCCCUGAUUGUCAUUCCUUAGCCAGCACUUGUGGUGGGU